Messenger RNA from Acanthosepion pharaonis, 3210 nucleotides. Lineage: Eukaryota; Metazoa; Mollusca; Cephalopoda; Sepiida; Sepiidae. The record is from the annotation of a GenBank genome assembly.
AUGAAAAAACCUGAAUAUUUUAUUGCUCUUUCUUUUGCUAGCUUCUCUCUUGGCUGCAUUUGUUGCUCUCAUUUUCACUCAAGUCUUCAUUUAAUAUUUUCUUUGUGCAUUGCAACUUCAUUUGCUUCCAACUUAUAUCUACAGAUUCUGCAGCUCUCUUUUCUCUUCCAAUACUGCCUUUUACACCUUCUUCUUGCAUCCUUUCCUCUCUGGCUUUUUACAUCCUUCUUUCAUUGUUUCAUUCAUUGGGUUUCUUUAUGCACUCCAUUUUCCUCUAAAAGGUUUCUUUUCUUUGUAUGUCAUUCUCCUUUUGUUUCUUUUCUAGUUUGUACUUCUUGCAUCUCUACUUCCUUAUUUCCAUGCCUGAUUUCUUCUUGCACUCACUGCCUUCAUUACUUUUUGUAUCCAUCCCCGUCUCUCCAUUUCUUGUUCUUCCUUCUUGUGUCCUCACCUCUCCUUUCCUUCUCGUGUCCUACCCCCCAAUCUCCUUUCCUUCUCGUGUCCUACCCCCCCCAAUCUCCUUUCAAAUCUCCUUUCCUUCCCCCACAAUCUCCUUUCCCCCUCGUGUCCCCCCCCCAAUCUCCUUUCCUUCUCUCUGUCCUACCCCCCCCAUCCCAAAUCUCCUUUCCUUCCCCCAUCUCUGUCCUACCCCCCACCCCCCAAUCUCCUUUCCUUCUCUGUCUCCCCCCCCCCCAAUCUCCUUUCCUUCUCUCUGUCCUACCCCCACCCAAAUCUCCUUUCCUUCUCUCUGUCCCUACCCCCCACCCAAAUCUCCUUUUCCUUCUCUCUGUCCUACCCCCCACCCCAAAUCUCCUUUCCUUCUCUCUGUCCCACCCCCCCACCCAAAUCUCCUUUCCUUCUCUCUGUCCUACCCCCCCCACCCAAAUCUCCUUUCCUUCUCUCUGUCCCCCCCCACCCAAAUCUCCUUUCCUUCUCGUGUCCCUACCCCCCACCAAAUCUCCUUUCCUUCUCAUGUCCCUACCCCCACCCAAAUCUCCUUUCCUUCUCGUGUCUACCCCCCACCCAAAUCUCCUUUCCUUCUCGUGUCCCUACCCCCCACCCAAAUCUCCUUUUCCUUCUCGUGUCCCACCCCCACCCAAAUCUCCUUUCCUUCUCGUGUCCCUACCCCCCCCCCAAAUCUCCUUUCCUUCUCUCUGUCCCACCCCCCCCCAAAUCUCCUUUCCUUCUCGUGUCCCACCCCCCACCCAAAUCUCCUUUCCUUCUCUGUCCUACCCCCCACCCAAAUCUCCUUUCCUUCUCGUGUCCCACCCCCCCCCCAAAUCUCCUUUCCUUCUCUCUGUCCUACCCCCCAUCUCCUUUCCUUCUCUCUGUCCUACCCCCCCAUCUCUCCCUCUCUCAUGCCCACCAAUCUGCCUGAUCUCUCUUCUUUCCCUACUUUACCAUUUUCCUAUUCUUGCAACUCUCCCUUUGUCCUCUUUUUCUUCUAUUUGCCUGUCUCACUCUUGUCCCUUCUUUAUUCUCCAUUUUGUUUUAUCUGGGGGUUCGUCUCCAAUCCCUAAUCUCAAGCAAAAUCCACCCCUACCUUCCUCACUCUUUCCCUCAGUGGAUAGUUUGACUCCAUUUCCGGUGUUUGUCUUAUCAUACUCUUCCAUCUUCACUAACAAGCCUCAUAGCACCCUUCCCCAACUCCUCAGUAACCCCCACAACCGCCGCCACCACCAAUUGCCAACUUUCUAUGAUACCCUAUUUGGGCGAGGCCCUCAGGUUCCAAACCAUCUGCAAAUCAUUGUACUGUCAUGUAUUGUCUGCUUUUGCAAUCAGUGUUCUUCCUUUUGGAAUAAACACUUGGCUAUCUUCUUGUUGUCUGGCAUUGUUGCCACACUUCCUUUUAUCCAUCUAUGUCUCUCUAUCUUUACAUCUAUCUUUAUCUGUUGUUGCAUGAGAAUUUUUAUCUCUAUCUUUAUCUCUAUCUUUAUCUCUAUCUUUAUCUCUCCUCUUUAUCUCUAUCUUUAUCUCUCUAUUUAUCUCUCUAUCUUUACUCUUUUUUAUCUUUUUUUUUUCUUUUUUAUCUUUUUUUUCUCUCUAUCUUUUUUUUUUUUCUUUUUUUUAUCUCUGUUUUUUUUUUUAUCUUUCUUUUUCUUUUUUUUUUCUUUUUUUUUUUUCUUUUCUUUUCUUUUUUUCUUUAUCUUCUUUUUAUCUUUUCUUUUUUCUUUUUCUUUUCUUUUCUUUUUUCUAUCUUUUAUCUUUUCUUUUUUUAUCUUUUCUUUUUCUUUUCUUUCUUUUUUUUUUUCUUUUCUUUUUCUUUUUAUUUUCUUUUUUUUCUUUCUUUUUUUUCUUUUCUUUUUUUUUUCUUUUCUUUUUUUUCUUUUUUUUUUUUUUUUUCUCUCUAUCUUUAUCUCUCUUUUUUUUCUCUCUCUCUUUCUUUCUUUCUCUCUCUAUCUUUAUCUCUCUAUCUUUAUCUCUCUAUCUUUAUCUCUCUAUCUUUAUCUCUCUAUCUUUAUCUCUCUAUCUUUAUCUCUCUAUCUUUAUCUCUCUAUCUUUAUCUCUCUAUCUUUAUCUCUCUAUCUUUAUCUCUCUAUCUUUAUCUCUCUCUCUCUCUAUUUCUCUCUCUCUCUCUUUUAUCUCUCUCUCUCUCUUCUCUCUCUCUCUUAUCUCUCUCUCUUUAUCUCUUUUUAUCUCUCUAUCUCUCUGUCUUUAUCUCUCUCUUUAUCUCUAUCUUUAUCUCUCUCUUUAUCUUCUCUCUCUCUCUCUCUCUUUAUCUCUCUCUCUCUGUUUUAUCUCUCUCUCUCUCUUUAUCUCUCUCUUUAUCUCUCUUUAUUUCUCUCUCUCUAUCUCUCUCUUCUUUAUCUCUAUCUUAUCUCUCUAUUUUAUCUCUCUCUCUCUCUGUUUUAUCUCUCUUUAUCUCUCUUUAUCUCUUUUAUCUCUCUCUCUUUAUCUUCUCUAUCUUUAUCUCUCUCUCUUUCUCCUCUCUUUAUCUCUAUCUUUCUCUCUCUCUCUCUCUUUCUCUCUAUCUUUCUCUCUCUCUCUUUAUCUCUCUCUCUUCUUUCUCUUUAUCUCUCUCUCUUUAUCUCUCUCUUUAUCUCUCUUUUUAUCUCUAUCUUUUAUCUCUCUUUAUCUCUCUCUUUAUCUCUCUCUUUAUCUCUCUCUUUAUCUCUAUUUUUAUCUCUUUUUAUCUCUUUUUUAUCUUUUUUCAUUUUUAUCUCAUUUUUAGAAAUUUUUAUCUCUAUUUUAUCUCUCUAUCAAUAUUAG